Messenger RNA from Strongylocentrotus purpuratus (purple sea urchin), 957 nucleotides. RefSeq names its product tripartite motif-containing protein 2-like. Gene Ontology annotation, cellular component: nucleoplasm; chromatin. The coding region runs from base 1 to 957 and encodes 318 amino acids. The record is from RefSeq and is a predicted model, not a curated record. Gene Ontology annotation, molecular function: zinc ion binding; ubiquitin-protein transferase activity. Lineage: Eukaryota; Metazoa; Echinodermata; Echinoidea; Camarodonta; Strongylocentrotidae. Gene Ontology annotation, biological process: positive regulation of DNA-templated transcription. The transcript has a single exon.
AUGGCUACUUCCUUAAAACAGGCUGUCCAUAACUUGCAUAAAAACCUCGAGUGUCCUGUCUGCCUGAGCUUAUUCAAGGAACCCAAGAUCCUGACCUGCUCCCAUACCUUCUGCAAGGGUUGUCUUGAGAAGCUCCUGGAGUCUCAUCGAAAGCUGUUGUGUCCUACGUGCAGGGAGGAGACUUCGGUUCCUGGUGGAGACUUGAGUAGACUGCAUUCAAACAUAACAGUCAGAUCACUUGUUGAAGAUGUGGAGACCCAGGGCCAGGUCUGUACCAACAGUAAUCAAGAAAACGCAUCGUUGCAAAUAAAAUGGAACAAAUGUCGAAAACAUCCUUACUACGAUGAAGAAUGCUUUUGUCUCAACUGUAACACGUAUGUCUGCUGCAAGUGUGGCUUAUUAGAGCAUGCAAAUAAUGCUCACACUAUCCUGGAAGCAGGCGAACAUGAAACGGAGCAAAAGAAUCACGUCGAGAAACUUGCAUCUAAAGCCGAUGCAAAGAUACGCAACGUUGAAAAGCAUUAUACUUUCGUUGAAGACCAGCGUAAAAGGGUGCAUAACGUACAGGAACGGCUCAAUGAUGAAAUAGAUGCGUCUUUUGAGGAAUCAGUUGAGAAAUUGAAGGAAAGAAAGACGGUAUUGAAACAUGAAGUUGGGCACAAGCUAGGGAAACUUAAGACUUCAUUGGGAUACGUGGAGAAGUCGGUUCGUAAGCAGACAGACCAAAUUAAAAUGGUUAGGGACUUGGUUAAGAAUGGUCUUAAUUUUCCUCUCCAGAAAGAGGCUCUGACCUCACAUAAAGCGAUGUGUCAACAGCUGGAAGAGCUCCUAAACCAGGUUGGGCCAGAUGAGGAGCUGCCCAGAAGAACUGCUGAGGAAGGUGAAAGAAUUGGCUUCAGGAGUCACGGUUUGGUUGGACUCCGGUUGGGUCAACUAACAAAUAAGAAGUCUAAAUAG